Molecule: messenger RNA, 8105 nt
Organism: Ilex paraguariensis (yerba mate)
Lineage: Eukaryota; Viridiplantae; Streptophyta; Magnoliopsida; Aquifoliales; Aquifoliaceae
Source: the annotation of a GenBank genome assembly
AUGGAAGCAGCUCUAUUGGAUGCCACUACCAACUUAAUAUUGGAAAAAGUGGUUUCAAUUCUAGUGGAAGAGAUCAGCCUCGUAUGGGGAUUCAAAGAAGAAAUGGCUAAGCUCAAACAAUCAUUGACCAUGAUUCAAGCCGUGUUGAAUGAUGCCGAGAGACAGCAAGUAGGCAAAAAGUCCGUUGAACUCUGGUUGGAAAAUCUUAAAGAAGUAGCCCACGAAGCCGAUGAUGUCGUAGAUGAAGUCCAUUACGAAAUUCUACGACGUAAGGUGGAGAUUCGAAAUCAAAUGAGGAGAAAGGUAUUCUUCUGCUUUACGCUUUCCAACCCAGUGGUCUUCCGUUUCAAUAUGAUUCAGAAGAUUAAGAACAUUAACAAAUCCUUAAAAUAUAUCAACGAGCAAGCGACUGAGUAUGGACUCCAAAGAGUUGUUGUAGAAAUGGCUCCUGCUCAAGUGAGGGUAAAUCGAGAGACUGACUCAUUCAUUAAAGAUACAGAAGUUGUAGGAAGGAAAGAUGAGUUGUCAAAAUUAGUUGAAAUGAUAACAAGCCAGAGAAAUCAAGAAGAUGUCUCUGUUAUUCCCAUUGUGGGAAUGGGUGGUUUAGGCAAGACAACUUUAGCAAAGUCGGUCUAUAAUGAGGAUCAAAUAAAGAGACAGUUCGAUGUGAGAAUUUGGAUGAUGUGUGGAACGAUGAUCAUACCCUGGGAAGAUUUUAAGAGUUGUCUGGAAAGGGUUAAUUCAGUCAAGGGGAACAAAAUUCUAGUCACUACUCGUAGCAUUCGAGUGGCAUCAAUUGUGAAGACAAUCCAUGAGUCGUUUCAUUUGGAAAAAUUAUCAGAAGAAUAUUGUUGGUCCAUAUUCCAAGAAAAAACAUUUACAAAUGGAGGACCUAUAAGGACAUCAGAAUUGGAGGCCAUAGGAAGAGAGAUUACAAAAAAAUGUGAUGGUGUGCCAUUAGCAGCGAAGGUAACUGGAAGUCUGAUGAAGUCCAAGAAGGAAAAACAUGAGUGGUUGUCAAUUUUAAAUGACGGAGUAUGGGGUUUAGUUGGAGGUGAAAAUGGGGUCCAACCAAUACUUAAGUUAAGUUUUGAUCAUUUACCGUCCCCAUCUUUAAAACAAUGCUUUGCAUAUUGUUCAAUUUUUAUCAAGGAUUGCCGCAUGGAAAAGGACCAACUUAUCCAGCAAUGGAUGGCACAUGGAUUUCUUCAACCACAGGAAGGUAGUAAGUCUAUGGAGGAUAUCGGCAAUGAUAAUUUUCACAUUUUGUUGGAGAAUUCCUUAUUUCAAGAUUUGGAAAGGGAUGAUUAUGAAAUCAUUAGAUAUUGUAAGAUGCAUGAUUUGGUCCACGACCUUGCACAAUCUAUUUCGAAAUCUGAGUGUUUUGCUCUAGAGGCUGGUAUGAAAAAAGAGAUUCCACUUGUUCAACAUUUAGCAUUAUACGGUAAUGGAGACAGAAUUGGUACAAUUCAACAAGAAAGUGCUAAAAGGUUGCGUACAUUAUUCUUGGGGAGUGUUGUGCUUGAAAACAAGUUUUCGAACUUUAGAUGUUUGCGAGUCAUGAACUUUUGUGGGGCUAAUAUUAGAGAAUUACCAAACUCAAUAAGCAUGUUGGUACAUUUAAGAUAUCUUGACUUGUCAAACACUAAAAUUAGAAUUUUUCCGGAAUCUGUUGCCAAGCUCUACAAUUUGCAAACACUAAGAGCACUCUUGUCGCCCAUUGUGGAGCUCCCAAAAGAAUUGAGGAAUCUGAUUAACUUAAGACAUUUGUAUUUUUAUGACUAUCCAGGCCUCCAGAUGCCACUUGGGAUGGGGAAGUUAACUUGUUUGCAAACUUUACCAGUUUUUAAUGUGGGUCAAGAUGAGGGCCGUCUAAUUGAAGAGCUCGGAUCUUUAGAAAACCUUCAGGGCAAGCUAGAGCUAAGCAAUCUCCAACAUGUGAGUAGUAGAGAGGAAGCUCAAAAAGCACAGUUAUCAAGAAAGGAAAACAUAUUUGAACUGAGAUUUGAAUGGAAUCUGCAAAGGAAAGAGAAGAACAGUGAUGAGGGUGUCUUGGAAGGCCUCCAACCUUCUCCAUACUUAAAAGGCUUAAAGAUCUACUCAUAUGCCGGUAAUAACUUUCCAUCAUGGAUGAUGAGGAUGGCGGUAAGUAUUGAUGGUGACGGUGCCUUGUUACCACUCAACAAUUUGGUGAAUCUUGACUUAACCAAUUGCGAAAGAUGUGAACAAAUCCCAAUGCUCGGCCAACUACCGCUUCUUCGGUCUCUAGGGUUGGAUGGAAUGGACAAUAUCAAAUGCAUAGAUGAGUCCUUUUAUGGUCGUGAUUGCAAUCUGUUAGGUACCAGUCAUAGUGGGGAAGAAGCAGAGGCAUUGUUUCCUUCUUUGAGAAAAUUCGAAUUGCGGAAUAUGCCCAACCUACAAGACUGGAUGGAGGCAGUAGACGCAAGCACAGUGCCGGUGUUUCCUUGCUUGAAUUUCUUGAGAAUUAUUGGUUGUCCUAAGUUGAAAAGUGCUCCAAGUCAUUUUCCAUGUCUUAAGGUAUUGAGAUAUUUUGGUGUUAAUAGUGGUAGAGCCUUAGAAAGGAUAUGCAGCAAAUUAACUACUCUUACGGAGCUCAACAUUAGAAGCGUAUCAGAGCUUUCUUCUUUGCCAGAUGGGUUGUUGGAGAAUAAUAAAAGUCUAUUGUAUUUUGAGAUACAAAGCUGCCCCAUGUUGACACAUGUUCUGCACGUGUGGAAUUGGGGUUCCUUUCUCCUUCGAUCACUGACAAUUAAUGGUGCCGAGAAACUAAGCAAUUUUCCAGAUGGUCUCCAAAUGCUUGUGAAUCUUAAGAGGUUACGGAUUGUAAAUUGCCCAGUUCUCAAGUCAAUUCCAAGCAUCAACAGUCUCACAGCCCUCGAAACGUUGCAGGUUGAAUCAUGUGAGAAAUUAACUUGUUUGCCUAGUGGAAUACACUGCCUUACCCGCUUAGUCAACUUAAGGGUUGGUCCUUUCUCGGAGGAUCUCAAUUCUUUCCCUAGUCUUGAAGGUGUCCAGCACUUGCAGGCAUCCCUUCGUCAGGUAAGCUUGUAUGGGUGGCCUCAUUGGAACUUCAUUCCAGAGCAGCUUCAACACUUCACUGUCUUGAAGAGUAUAAAACUAUCUGGAUUUGGAGUGGAAGCUUUACCCGAUUGGUUUGAGAACUUUUCAUCUCUUGAAUCUCUAUCUCUAGACUGGUGUGAAUCAAUAAAGUAUCUGCCCCCUUUUGAAGCCAUGCAGCGCCUCACUAAGCUGCAGAGAUUGUUCAUUAGCAACUGUCCCCUCCUAGAGGAAAGAUGUGCCAAGGGGAUUGGCCCCGAAUGGUCCAAGAUUUCACAUAUUCCAAAUAUUCGUAUAGGCACAGAAUGGCAAUAGGAAGCAAUGAAGAAGCUGGUAGAUGUCAUCUUAAGCAUAAAAGUUGCCAAUAUAUUCUUCGUUAUGCCAGUGUCAUUUUUACCACCCUCUCACUUUGCAUCUGUUGGACGGCAGGAUCUGCACACUUACGAGAGUUCCUAGCUAAUUGCUGGAUGGUCCAAAGAGAUCUGAGGCUUCUAGAACUUCAUUGAGGUAAGACUUAGCUUAAUCUAGGCAGCCAAUAGACAUGGUCUUCUUGUAUUAUAAAAUUUUAUUUUAUUUAAUUUGUUUAUAAUCAUGUUUAUGUCGAAUUUGUAUGGGGUACACUUUGUGUUUAGAAAAUUCGAAUCUUGUUUUACUAAACUGUGUCUGUCACCAACACACACAAAAAAAAUGUAUUGGUUUGUGACACCACCUCUGUCAAUUUAUGGGACUUCUUUUUUCUUGGGUGCAAUUAAGGCCCAUUUCAGUUCAUACAUGCUUAGACAAUGGUUCGACCAAUUUUCAUCGUUAUUUACCAGACAACCACUGUUCAAUUGCACAUGUUCCAGAAAGGUAAUCGGGCACACACUAAAACAUAUUGGUCGCGUCGGCGUGAGAUGGUAUAGGGUUAUACCCAUGGAAUGCUAAAAAAAAGUUGGACUUUGCUAGAGAUUGAGGCGAUAUCGCGACAUAGCAAAACAUUGUCUUGGCCGCACGCCCUAGAAGUCUACGAUGCAACCAUGAGACAGGUAACCUUUUAUUUAGCUUCUUACUUCAUUCUAACUGAUCGUCCCAAUUUUAUAAAUUUUUAGUGAAAGGUAUUCUAGUUUGUUGUUCUAUAAUUAUUAGUAUGUACUGAAAUGAAUUUUUGUAAGAUCGGUUAUUUAUAAUUUUUCGAGACUGCAUUUUUCGAUCAAUUCUUGAUUUGACAAUUUUUACAACGAAUUUCUUCAUCAGUUAUCCUAUUAUCUCUUGCUAGCAAAUCUGAGACAUCCAUGUACUUUAAAAUAGGAUUUACUUUAUUUCCGAUAAACCUUGAUGUAUUAAGUCCUAGGUUUGCCAUAAUUUUGCCACAAAAUUUUGUAGCUUCUCGGCAAAGGGAGGUCAUGGAUCAUGAAGCCACUGAGGAUGGAGGUAAUCAAAAGCAAUAUGGAUCCAGAAAACUGAUAGGCAUUAAGGAGUGAGGAAUAAGCAUAUUAUAGUUUAACCUCUGAUUCUAUGCAGGAUUUGAAAUUUAGUUUAAAGGAGUGUAAUAUGUAUUCAACUCUUAAUGUAACUUUUGUGAUAAAACUAUUGUACUGAUAUUUGCAUUACUAAGGGAUGAUCUAAUCAACUAAAAUUGUAUCAUCUUUGUAGAAAAAUUAGCUUAUUCGUACUUUGUCUUGAGCUACUUUGCAGUGAGGUUCAUAUUAAGCUUCCACACCCUUGCACUGACUACAUCUCAAACAUGAUCAAGCAAAAUAACCUCAACUAGUGAAUUAGCAUAUGAAUAAAUUACCACAGCCAAAUUUCAUCCUCUGUUGCAGAUGUUGGUCGUUUAUAGUCAAUCUUAGAGGUAUAGUCCCUCAUCUACUCUCCCUUGGGAUUUUUUCUUCAGGUACUGGUAGCUUUUAGAACUUUGUCAGUGGCUAUUAUGCUAUUGUGAGCCAUGCUUAACGAGGUUAGGCGAACAAAAAAAUUAAAGAGAAGUUUAUCUCGUGGCUUUUCUUUUAUGCAAAUCGAGAAAAGCCUACUAUCCUUGGCUCAUUUUGCACUACUUGCAAAUCUUGCUCUCCUUGGUUCGUUUUGAAGGUGACAAAGAAACAUGCAAUGUCAGUUGUUUUUCCUUACAAAGAGAUGGUAUGAUUAAUUCAAUUUGUAUCAAGUUUUGUUGAAAAAGUAGCUUAUGGUCUAAUUAACCCAAUUCGUAGCCUAUUUGUUGAGAAACUAGCUUAUCCUUACUUUAUCUUGGGCUACUUUGUAAUCAGGUUCAUGUUAGGCUUCCACACCAUUCCCUUGGCUACAUCUUGAGCAUGGUCAAGCAAAAUAACCUCGACUGGUGGAAUCAACAUAUGAAUAAAUUACCACCUCCACAUUUCAUUCGCCGUUGCAGAUUUUUUUCAUUUUAUUGUGAAUCUUAGAGGUAGCACAAAUUUGUGCGCUUGUGAGGCAUGCUUAAAAAGGUUUGUUGAACAAAAAAGUCAGAGAGAAAUUUAUGUUGUAGGUUUUCUCCUUUGCGAAUUGACAAAAUGUUGCUCUACUUGGCUCGUUAUGCACUACAAGGCUUCUCGAUUACACAAGACAUGGAGGUGAAAUAGAGACGCAUUUUCAACAGUUAUUCUAUUUCUAGGAUAAGUUCUGCCAUUUCUACUUCAUAAAAGGAACUAGCAGAUUAGUGGAUCAUUACUGUGAUGAUCAUAUAACAUAAUGAAGGUUCCGUUGUCCAAAGUUUCAGAUUUUCAUGCCAGUAAUUGAGCAACUGGAAAUUCAUAGUGAGACUACAUUUUUUUCUAUCAGUUCUUAAUUUGCCAAUUAUUAUAAGGAAUUUCUUCCUCACUUACCAUACUAUCUCUUGUUAAUAAUAUGAAACAUACAUGUAUUUCAAAACACGUUUUUCUCCCCUUCCCUUAAACCAUGACGUAUUACUUGUAUUUCUAAACUUGCUUUUGCCACAAACUUUUGCAAUUUCUCAACAAAGAGAGGUCACAGAUGAUGAAGUCACUGGGUAUAGAGGUAAUCAAAAGCACUAUGGAUUUAGAAAACUGAUAAGUAUUUAGGAGUAAUGAAUAAAAUUAUAGUUUCAUCCCUGAUUCUAUGUAGGAUUUGAACUUUUUCAAAUUUUGUUUAAAAGAGUAUAACAGGUACUUAAUUCGUUGGGAUACAACUCUUGUAUUCAUAUCUGCAUUACUAAGAGAUGGUCUAAUGAACCCAAAUUGUAUCAUCUUUGUUGAAAAAACUAGCUUCUCCUUACUUUAUUUUGAGCUAUUUGGUAAACAUGUUAAUAUUAGGCUUCCACACCCUUCCCCUGGCUGCAACUCGAACAUGACCAAGCAAAAUAACCUCAACUGGUGGAAUCAACUUAUGAAUAAAUCACCACCUCCACAUUUCUUCCUUUAUUGUAGAUUUUGUUCAUUUUGUAGUCAAGCUUAGAGGUAUAGUCCCUCAUCUACUCUCAGUUGGGUUUUUUUCUUUAGGUACUGCUAGAUUUUAGAACUUGUCAUUGGCUCUCUACAAUAAUAUGAUGCAAGUUUCAUAAAUUUCUGUUCUUGUGAACCAUGCUUAACGAGGUUAGGCGAAAAAAAACAGUCAAAGAGAAGUUUAUGUUGUGGCUUUUCUCUUUUUCAAAUUAAGCAAAUCUUGUCCUCCUUGGCUCGUUUUACACUACAAGGCUUCUGCAUUAGGCAAGGCAUGGAGGUAAAAAAGAGACGCAAAGUUUAAGUAGUUUUUCCACUUCAAGGAUAAAUGCUCCAGCUUGUGCCUUAUUAACAGAAAUGACAAGUUGUUGGAUCAUUACCCUGAUGCUAUAACCCAAUAAAAGAAUCGAUUGCAUUGAAAUUAUGGGACUAGCUGUUUGAAUUAACUGGGAUUUCUUGGGUGGUUCUAAGUUCUAUAUCAUGAAUGUUUUGUGUGGAUUAUAAUGGUUUUGGAAGAAGAAGUACUUUUUGGGAAUGUGCAAUUUUUGCCACUAUAUGGGUGAUUUGGUCGGAGAGAAUGUAAGAAUUUUUGAAGAUAAGUACAAAGAGAUUGAUGGUUUGUGGAACAGUAUAUAUUUUUUGGCAGCUUUUUGGGCAUUGGUCUGGAAAGAUUUUGCCCCAACACCUGUUUUCAGUAUUUUGCCAAGCUGGCAUGUGAAUGAAUGGUUAUUUUAUUUGUAGUGCUUCUGUUGCUGCUUUUAACUCUAUGUAGUGCUUUUGUUGGUGUAUAGACACAUUGGCUGUACUAUCAUUAUGUACUACCUCCUUUUUCAUUGACAAAAUUGUGUUUUACUAUAAAAAAAUAACACAAUAAAAGGUUCCUCUGUUCAAAUUUUUAGAUAUUCAUAUUUGGAAUUAAACAAUUUAGGCCCAACAUGGACUCAGAUGUUGGACAUCGGUCUCGUUGGCAUGAAAUGUUAGAGGGUUACACGCAUGAAUGCUAAAAAGAAAAAGUUGGAAAUUGAUAGAAAUUGGGGCGAUAUUGUGGUGUCACAAAAGAGUGUCAUGGCAGCACGAGAUGAUGACUACGACGAGUUGUCCGAGACCUCUCCGAGCUAACCACAAGCCAAGUAACUUUUAUUAAGCUUCCUACUUCAUUCUAAUUGGUUAUCCAACAUUCUAAAUUUUUAAUGAAGCAUAGUCUUGUUUCUUACACUGCAAUUAUUGGUAUGUACUAAAAUGGAUUUUUACAUGAUGGACAUUUCAUAAGUUUUUGAGACUAUUUUUUUCUAUCAGUUACUGAUUUGGCAAUUGUGACAAGAAAUUUCUUCCUCACUUACCUGCCUACUCUUUUUAACAAACCUGUGACACAUCAUGUAUUUUAAAACAUUAUUGCAGCUUUAGUUUGCUUUAUUGUCAAUCUAAAAGGUGUAGUCCCUCAUCUAGAUUUUACAACUUGUCUUUGGCUAUUUGUGAUAAUAUGAUGUAGGUACCACAAAUUUCUGCUCUUGUGAGCCUGGAUGUACAAAUUAGACAUGGAGUUUCAACAGUUCUGCUUCCAAGAUGGAUUCUCGUGUUUAUGCCUCAUAAAAAGAACAAGCAGGGUAAUGAGAACGGAUGCAUGAGUUCUGUUACAAG